Molecule: messenger RNA, 722 nt
Organism: Raphanus sativus (radish)
Lineage: Eukaryota; Viridiplantae; Streptophyta; Magnoliopsida; Brassicales; Brassicaceae
Product: UDP-glycosyltransferase 82A1-like
Exons: 1
Molecular function (GO): UDP-glycosyltransferase activity
Source: RefSeq, a predicted model, not a curated record
UUCAUAGUUGUAAAAUUUUAUGCAGGGUUUCCUCGUCAACCAGAAAAACCAUUACUCCUACCUGAACAACCGCUCCUAUCCGCCGGAGACCUAUUAUGGCUGAUCGGAACUCCCACAGCUCAAAAAGGACGAUUCAAGUUUUGGCAAAGAACCCUAAAAAGAGCAAAACAUCUCCGGUGGAUCUUAGUAAACUCCUUCAAAGACGAAUAUGAAAGUGAAAUGACUAAUCACGGAAAUAACGGUCGAAACUCUCAAAUCCUUUACGUUGGUCCAUUGCACGACCAAGCAACAAGUGUUAAAACUUUAACCAAAAGCCCUACUUUCUGGGAAGAAGACAGAUCUUGUCUUGGUUGGCUCCAAGAACAGAAGCCAAACUCAGUCAUCUAUAUAUCAUUUGGAAGCUGGGUUUCUCCAAUAGGAGAAUCAAAAAUUCGUAUGUUAGCAUUGGCGUUGGAAGCAUCAGGAAGACCUUUCCUUUGGGCGCUAAACCGGGUGUGGCAGGAGGGAUUGCCACCAGGGUUCGUGCAUAGAGUCACCAUAGCUAAGAAUCUAGGAAGGAUUGUGCCGUGGGCGCCGCAGACAGAAGUUCUUAAAAACGACUCAGUGGGUUGUUUCGUGACUCACUGUGGCUGGAACUCGACCAUGGAGGUACAUAAGAAAACCUAAUUAAAUUUCCAUGAAUGUCCGUCAUAUACUACAUUGCAUAUAGUUAUCUCCGAGAC